AUGGCCGCGUCCUACCCCCGUUUCCAGCCGGGCCUGCACGCUCCCCACCUCUGCGGCCCGUACCGGCCUGUGGACGUGCCGAAGACCCAGGCUCCGACACAUGUGCAACUGUACUGUGACCUGGACGGCGUGCUGGCCGACUUCAACAAGGGCUGUCUUGCCCUUUUCCCAGAGGGUGGGGCAAUUGCUGCGAAGAUACCAACGCACACUGUCACGAAGCUCACUUGGGAGGAGGAGGGCGAAAUGUGGCGGCGCAUUGAGGAAAAGACGGACUUCUUCCUGUCGCUUGAUUGGACGUCCGAUGGCGAAGAGCUCUGGAGAUGGAUUGAUUGGAAUAUCGUCCCCACUCCAGCAGUUCUCACUGGCCUCCCGAUGGGCCGAGCAGGACAGAUGGCAGCAAAGCAGAAGGAGCAGUGGUGCCACGAGAAGCUGGGCUCUGAAGUGGCGGUCUACUGCUGUGGAACCCGGAACAAGCAGAAGUUCAGCGGCCAGGGCUGUGUGUUGAUCGACGAUCGUGGGGACUUGCGCGAAGCCUGGGAGGCUCGAGGGGGCAUCUUUGUCCAUCACACUUCAACGGCAGAGACCAUCCGCCAGCUGCGGGAGAUCUUAAAGUCCUCAAAGAUCACAAGCCAGAGCGCAACAAGCACCCAGGAGGUGCCGCUCCAGAUGACCAGCAUCUGUUGGGCUGCCCAGACACCGGCUGGUUGCUUCAAACCCAAGUGCCGAUACUUGCACGUGCCUGUCUCGCGCCGGCACCGCUGCUGGAUUCAGCUUUGGGGAUUUGUUUGGUGGCACCAGAGGAUGUUCGACGACCUGCCCAGCUUUGUGGACUGCAUUCGCUCCGUCUACUCUCCAAAGCACCAGGCAGCUUUCCAGGCAGACAAGGACAUGGACGAGCAAUCGCACGGAGCCUUCCGGUUGAUGCUUGAAACUCUGCGGGAGAGUUGUGAACUCGGACUGCCUCUCGACUUUCUGCGGGCGAUGGAUCAUCCCUCUCCGCCGUCGCCGCUGCCUCCAUUGCCGCGCCAAGUACGAGAAGUUCUAGUGCAGGUCACAGCACUGGUUCAGACCUUGGACGUGUUGGGUCCCGACCCGAAGGUUGUCGUGGCGGGCAGCAUGGGUUUGGGUGCAGACGUCGGAGGGUCUGACCUGGACCUGGUGCUUUGCUGUGACAUAGAGGUGAAUCCCAAGACAGCCCUGGCCGCCGUCACGGAGGCCUUGCUCAAGGCCGGCGAGGCCGUCGAUGUAAUAUUGCUGGAGCAGGUCGCCGUUCCGCUGCUCUCCUUCCGACUGGCAGGCCUUUCUGUAGAUGUGACAUUGAACCAGAUGUCUUCUAUCCGCGACAUUCUGCUGUUUCGCUACGCUUUGCGAACUGCUGGGCCCGAGCUUUCCUCCAUGCUGCGCCUCGUGAAGAUGUGGCUGAAAGCGAGGCGCAUCCCCGGCACAAAGCAAGGUGGAUUCCCCACCGUUGUGUGGCUGCGGCUGGCCAUCCGCUUCUACCAGGAGUGCAAAGGCAGCUCGAAAGCGCGACGUGUCGCCCGAGAUUGGCUCCGGCGUUUCAUGGUUUGGGCCUGGCAGGGCUUGCCGACGGGUGGUUCGCCCCUGGCGCUUGCGGGGGAGCAGGAAUACUACUCCGGUCGCCUCGCGGCUGGUGUGCCGGCAGGCACGCUGCUCCUGUUUGUCUGUGAAAUGGUGGCCUUUCUGGAGAAGUCACCGGCACCCAGCGCUGUGGGGGAGGACUCCUUUCGAAGGUCAUCUGUAUAA
This is a messenger RNA of Symbiodinium sp. CCMP2456, 1764 nucleotides long. The record is from the annotation of a GenBank genome assembly. Lineage: Eukaryota; Dinophyceae; Suessiales; Symbiodiniaceae.